Phascolarctos cinereus (koala) is the source of this 926-nucleotide messenger RNA. Lineage: Eukaryota; Metazoa; Chordata; Mammalia; Diprotodontia; Phascolarctidae. The record is from RefSeq and is a predicted model, not a curated record.
AAAGAAGAAAGGCUGGAAAUAGAUUUAGUGAACUGAAAGUCUACAAUGUCCAAGACUGACUGAAGCUAGCUUCAUAGAAAGGCAACACUAACCAAUGAGAAGCCCUCAUGAAGUCUUCCAUGAUUACUACAGUGUCCAGCAUGAUACUGGACAUUUAACUCAUCACCCGUAAGAGAAACAUACAAGAAACAAAGUAUAUGCCACAAGGAAUAAAAGUGAGUAACAGCCUGUUAGCCAACAUGGCUUCAUCUGAACAACAAAAACCUUUCAAAUUAGAAAAGCCACUCAAAUGUAAAAGCUUCAGAAAUAUCAGGGAUACAUGCCUCCCUCCCCUGAUGCCUUUGCGCAAAGCAGACUUGAAGCCAGAAAUGGAGAACUACAGGCAUGGCUGUAUGAGGAAUUCCAUGUUUUGUAAUCACCUCAUCCUAAAACCAGAAUUAGGAAGAACCCGAAGAAUUUGCAACAUGUUACCAGGAUCUGAUUUUGUGUAUGGAAUGCAAAAUAACUAUGAAGAUGGCAUGGCUGAAACAAUCAGACAAUGGAGAAAACAUACAGAUACUGCUUCACCGAAAAAACCCCCACAUAAUUUUCUUAACUUUAAUGCAAAAGCUGUACAGGCUGGCUUAGUUACUCCUUCUGAGUACCAUUCAUUGAGAUUGAGUUAUGACCAAACCCAAGCAAUUAAAAAAGCUAUACUGGCUGGCUUUGUUUCUCCUGCUGAUUACCAUGCAUUCAGACUGGGUUAUCUCCAAACUAGACCAAUUAAAAAAAACAAACCACUUCUAGACCAUAUGCCCAAAAAGCAACACAGUGAUCAAAAUGUUACUAUAACUGACCUAAUCCAGCAGAAGUUCAAGAACCAAUGGAUACAGAAAAGAAAUAUGGGAGAUUCAAUUGUUAUAAAGACUUUGUCAAGAUCACACUGA